AUGCGCGCGUCCGCGGACGCCGAGCGCGUGCGACGGUUACAGAACGGCUCGGAUGUUCGAGGGGUCGCCAUGGAUGGGGUCGAGGGCGAGGCGGUGACGCUGGACGCGACGACGGCGCGGGCGAUCGGGACGGCGUUCGCCGAGUGGUUGGCGCGGGACGAAUCGAGCGCGCAGGGGAAGACGAUCGGUGUCGGACGAGAUCCGCGAUUGAGCGGUGAAGCGUUGAGGGAUGGAAUGUUCGCGGGGAUGGUCGAAGCGGGGGCGACGGUGGUGGACAUGGGAUUGGCGACGACGCCGGCGUGCUUCAUGUCUUGCGUGACGGAGGGCGUCGAGUACGACGGAGCCGUCAUGCUCACCGCGUCGCACCUGCCGUUCAAUCGAAACGGGAUGAAGUUUUUCACAAAACAUGGGGGACUGGAUAAGCCCGAUAUCAAGGAGAUCUGCGCGCGGGCGGCGGAGCUCGUGGAGGCGGGCGGCGGGGACGCAAAGGCACCCGCGGGCGUGACGUCUGCGCCGUUCUUACCGACGUACGCGGUGCAGCUGUGCGAGAUCAUUCGAAAGGGCGUGAACUCGAAGGAUAACUACGAGAAACCGCUGAGCGGGAUGAAGAUCGUCGUCGACGCGGGAAACGGGAGCGGCGGUUUCUUCGUCGAUAUGGUUCUCAACCAACUCGGCGCAGACACAACCGGGUCGCAGUUCUUGGAUCCGGACGGUAACUUCCCGAAUCACAGCCCGAACCCGGAGGAUAAGGCUGCGAUGGAAGCUGGUGUGCGAGCCGUCUUGAACGCCAAGGCUGACCUCGGGAUCGUUUUCGACACCGACGUCGAUCGAAGCGCCGUAAUUGACGCGUCGGGAAAAGAAAUCAACCGCAACAAGCUCAUCGCCUUGCUCUCAGAGAUCGUGCUCAAGGAAACGCCAGGGUCGACAAUCGUCACGGACAGUGUUACGAGCGAUGGUUUACACAAAUUCAUCAUUGACAAGGGCGGGAAGCAUCUUCGAUUCAUGCGAGGAUACAAGAACGUCAUCAAUAAGGGCAAGGAGCUCAACGCGUCCGGCGUCGACACGCCGCUUAUGAUUGAAACAAGUGGGCACGGAGCGAUGCGCGAGAAUUAUGAUUUGGAUGACGGUGCGUACUUGGCGGUGAAGAUUAUCAUCGAGGCUGUGCGCAGGCGGAACGCAAAGGAACCGUCGAUUGGGCAAGUUCUCGAAUCGCUCGAAGAGCCCUUGGAGGAAGCCGAGGUGCGGCUGAAAAUCUCGGACCCCGACUUCAAGGAGUACGGUCUAAACGUCAUCGAAAGUCUCCUCGCCGAGGUCAACGAUACGGUAGAGCACUCCUCGUUUGGAAAGUGUCGACCAGCUGAGGAUAACUACGAGGGACUCCGCGUUUGCGUCGACGAAGGCAACGGUAAGCAAGGAUGGUUCUUACUUCGCUGUUCCCUUCACGAUCCAGUAAUGGUGCUCAACUUCGAAUCUCAGGUCGAAGGCGGCGUGCGAGUGAUGGCGGAGGAGUUCGGGACAUGGAUCCUCGAUCAAAACUACGACAAACUCGACUGCUCGAGCGUACACGAGCUCUAUAGCAACUGA
Molecule: messenger RNA, 1584 nt
Organism: Ostreococcus tauri
Lineage: Eukaryota; Viridiplantae; Chlorophyta; Mamiellophyceae; Mamiellales; Bathycoccaceae
Product: Alpha-D-phosphohexomutase, alpha/beta/alpha I/II/III
Exons: 1
Coding region: 1-1584 (527 amino acids)
Biological process (GO): carbohydrate metabolic process
Molecular function (GO): phosphomannomutase activity
Source: RefSeq, a predicted model, not a curated record